This is a messenger RNA of Aspergillus tanneri, 1536 nucleotides long. It is a transcript of the gene MRS6, whose product is annotated as putative Rab geranylgeranyl transferase escort protein. Gene Ontology annotation, molecular function: GDP-dissociation inhibitor activity. The coding region runs from base 1 to 1536 and encodes 511 amino acids. Gene Ontology annotation, cellular component: cytosol; cytoplasm; nucleus. The transcript is spliced from 4 exons. NCBI's taxonomy places the organism in Eukaryota, Fungi, Ascomycota, Eurotiomycetes, Eurotiales, Aspergillaceae. Gene Ontology annotation, biological process: vesicle-mediated transport; protein geranylgeranylation; small GTPase-mediated signal transduction. The record is from RefSeq and is a predicted model, not a curated record.
AUGGAGUCGCUAGCAGAGACGCCAUGGGAUGUGACAAUCUCUGGUACUGGACUCGCGCAGUCACUUCUAGCACUAGCCCUUUCUCGCUCAGGGAAGAAGGUCAUCCAUGUUGACCGGAACCCAUAUUAUGGAGGAUCGGAGGCCGCGCUUAGUCUGCAAGAAGCACAGGAAUGGGUUAGCAGGGUAAACCAAGAACCUGAUAACUUCCCCUUUGAAGAUGCAGCCAUUCACUGCCCGGAUGGAACUCGCUUGUCAGCUUCCCGGACGUAUACGCUGUCACUCUCGCCGCAGCUCAUCUAUUCCCGCUCUCGGCUAGUUCCUACUUUGGUAUCUUCCAAGGUUUACCGCCAGCUAGAGUUCCAGGCUGUUGGGAGCUGGUGGAUUCACAGAGCUCCAUCGAGCUUAGCCAAGAGCGAGGAUACCGCUGGCGGUCGAGCCUUGUUCCGAGUACCAGGUAGUCGUGAGGAUGUCUUCGCAGAUGACACGAUAACUGUCAAAUCUAAAAGGACUUUAAUGAGGUUUCUUCGUCAUAUUGGGAAGCCUCAGGAAGAUGACGAAGCUGGCGUCGAGGAAGACGAUCUAUCUCUCCCAGAAUACCUGAGCUCCAAGUUUCAGAUGCCUUCUGAACUUCACGACCCCCUACUUUCUCUAUCAUUAUCGCAGGCUGCCCUCCAGCAGACGUCGGUCGAGUAUGCAGUCCCUCGCAUCAAAAGACAUUUGGCAUCUAUUGGCGUAUUUGGUCCUGGGUUUGGAGCACUGUUAGCGAAAUGGGGUGGUGGCGCCGAGGUUUCUCAAGUGGGUUGCCGAGCACUUGCUGUGGGAGGUGGCAUCUAUGUCUUGAAUGCUGGCAUCAAUUCUAUUACAUCCAUCACUGAGGCUAGGGACGAUAACCAGGCGCUUGCCGAAGUGCAUCUGUCGAACGGCGAGACAAUCAAAACCAAAUUUGUGGUUGGCUCUCAUUGGGAUCUUCCCAGUCAAAACCGCCCUUCUUGUGACAAAGUGGCUCGGUCGAUCACGGUUGUCUCCUCCCCGCUUGAGAACCUUUUCCCGAUCACAGUCGAAGGCAGCCCUGUUCCUGCAGGUGCUGUCGUGGUAUUCCCAGGAGCCUCUUUGGGCCGGGGGGAUGAUUCGUCCCCGGUCUAUAUUCUGGCUCAUUCUAGUGACACUGGCGAGUGCCCGUCGGGACAAAGUGUUCUGUAUAGCAGUGUCAGCGUUGCUGGGGCUGAAGGGCAAUCUUUAAUCGAAGAAGCGAUCAAUAAACUUCUUGGGUCUAGUGAUGCAGGUGCAACUGUCCUAUGGUCUCUGCGUUACACACAAUUAGGCAAAGCUAGUAAUAGCUCUAGGACAGGGACCCCUUCGCUCAACCGCCUCUCUGAAAAUGUCAUUUGCUUUCCUCCCGGUAACCUCGAUCUUGCUUUUGACGAUGCUAUGAUCGACAUGGUGAAGGAGGCGUGGAAGCUGGUCAUGGGUGGAGAGGUUGACGAAGACACGUUUAUGGAAUUCGAAGAUCGCGAAGGUGCCUAUAAUGAGGAAUGA